Messenger RNA from Eremothecium gossypii ATCC 10895, 2016 nucleotides. RefSeq names its product Sld3p (gene SLD3). The transcript has a single exon. Gene Ontology annotation, biological process: DNA replication initiation. NCBI's taxonomy places the organism in Eukaryota, Fungi, Ascomycota, Saccharomycetes, Saccharomycetales, Saccharomycetaceae. The record is from RefSeq and is marked provisional. Bases 1 to 2016 code for a protein of 671 amino acids. Gene Ontology annotation, cellular component: DNA replication preinitiation complex.
AUGGAUUUGAAUACCGUAUGCCUCAUAGGUUCGUUUGUUAGAGUGCCGCGAAACCUUAUAUUUCGAGAGGAAGAGCCACGCAUUGUAGAGGGAGCUGCAUUGCCCGAUACUGUCGUUCGUGAAAUAUCAAACAAGGAUGUCACGAUUAAGCAUCUGCUGAAGACAGGGGACGGGCACGCAUACAUGGUGGAGCGCUACUACGGAGAAACCUGGGUUUUAUGGUGUGUCGAGGCGCCCGCAGACCAGACGCUCUACGAGAAGUCGUACAAGCGACAUACGCGGGCCUGCUAUGAGGCCAAGACGUUGGCGGAAUGGGAGCGGUACGAUGUGCCGGAGCUGCUAGGGUUUUGGCAAGAGGAUGUGGACUCAGAGCCCGAUUUGAACGCGUAUGAAGGGCUCGAGCUCGACAUGAAGCCCCCCGAUGCCCUCCCCGCGCCUACGGCGAUUCCGGCGGUAUCCGGAGACUACGCGGAUCCCCAGCUAUACCUGAACAAGAAGUACUACGAGGCGCUGUUCCAAUUGCGCAUUCCUUUGGCAUUCUUUGUGAAGUCAAAGCUUGCCAGGGCUAAAAACCUAUGCAGUAACGUGUCUGCUUGUUCAUACGAACAGGCCGUGGCCACACUGGCGCAGGACUUCCAGGAGUUUGACCGCCGUCACAGUACUGAGAACUUCGGGCUGCUACGCUACGCAUUGCCCCAGUUUGCUCAAGAGUUGCGGACCCGGUGCGUGAAGGAUGAAUUCAAACUUAACAUGGACCACUUAGAUGAUACCAGCUCGGAGUACGCUGCAGAACUUGCGCAAAUACUGAAGAUCAGAGAACUAAAGCUACAGUUGAUCAUGCACAUAGAACUUAUAGCCUUGAGGAGUCUGGAUGGCCGCUUUAGAGACUUCGAAGCCAGGUAUGAGAAUACGCUAACAAAGAGAUCGCUCAAUACACUUCGAACAAAACGGAUUUACAGCCGGAAGAGUACCAAGGAGAAGAAAAAGGCUGUCAAACCAUUGGAACUCGAUGUUUGCGAGCAACUGGACCUACUGCUGGAUAAAAUGGCAAUUAUAGAUAUUUUGCUGAGUACUGAGUCCUCUGUCUCCAAGAAUGGCGCGCCAUCGAAUAAAAAUGAGACACACGAGUUGCUCGCGGAGCAUAAACGGAACCUGUCCCGGGAUGGGAAGGAAGAGUCAUCUUUGGGAUUCAUUCGAUAUGUUUUGGUUCCGUAUUGGUCCAGAAAGAUUCCCAAUGUCACAGCAUUUAUAACAAAAAAGAUUAAAGGGUUGAAUAUGCAGAGGUGUGCAGUAUCGUCAUCCCAGUCAUCUUCAAUACAGGAGGGUAGUACGACGACUUCCCGAAGAAGUUCCUUUUCAUCCAAUCUACCUAUAUCCUCUACACCGUCAUCGCCAUCGAUACCAACGACGUCAAGCGGAUCUUCAGUUAUCGCGCCAAAACUAAUGAAAGCUAAGGCAAAUUCCAACCUUCUCGAGUUCCUCGAAUCAGAAUCAUCUUUAAAUAAACAUCCUUCUACUCUUUCGAAAUCAAACUCGGAUUUGGCCCUGAAUAGACUGCAGAAGAGACAACUGGCGGUAACUGAUUUGGCAGCCAGCGCAACGAGAAACGGGAGUUACGAGGGCAUCGGGAAUAGUUCGAAGGGGGCCAAUAGGUCGUUUAUUUCCGCUAAGCAAUCAUUCAAACGUGCCAGCAAAAGAAAGCUCGACCAGAUCACAGAGAGCAAGGUAGGUGCCAAUACCGGCGUUGUGCAAAUAACGGCCACUCCUGCAAGAACAUUAGCUAAACCCGCUGCCGAAAAGAUGACCAUUGUAAAGUCACCUUUUAGUGAGGCUAAACAAGCCACAAGCUUAGUUGAGAUUGCUGCUACUCCCCUAAGAAAUCAUCCAGAAAGCUCAUCAGCACCAGUUUUCGAACAACAUGGCAUCGUAAAAACCCCAGUCAACAGAGAUAAUGAUGCUUCAGGCAUCAACAAACCCAAGGCCAAAAAGGUGCGCCGGCGAUUAUUUGCACCUUAG